AGAGCUGAUUAGGUUUUUCUGGGCUGCUUGACAAGACUCAGACAAUAUUUGUGAAUACGAAGCUUUGUCCCAAGUGGUAAAUAAACGUGCUGAGAAACACCUGUAAAGUUUAAAGGCGUGCUCUCCUCAACGCGAUUGGAAACUCUAACUCCCUUCUCUUUUGUACUUUUGCUUGCUGUCCGCUACAGAGUGUCCAAGCACCGAGCUGUGCACACAGUCGCUCCCGGCAGAAAUGCUUAGGAUGUGAUCCAUGAAUCGUAAAUCCCAGCUAGCGCUCACAAAGGCGGACGUUUCUCCCCAAGACCAUUCCAGUGCCCCAGACGUCCACAGACAUCCAGGAACAUGCAGCCGGCAGACAAAAAAUGGCAGCCACCGAAGCGCUGAGGGGAGCCCUCCUGGCCACUUCUGUCCCAGCUCCAAGGGUCUCUCCACGAUGGCCUGCAACAGCACGUCCCUGGAGGCUUACCCAUACCUGCUGCUGAACACCAGCAACGCCUCGGACUCCGGAUCCACCCCGCUGCCCGCACCCCUGAGGAUCUCCUUGGCCGCGGUGAUGCUGCUGAUGACCGUGGUGGGGUUCCUGGGCAACACUGUGGUCUGCAUCAUCGUGUACCAGAGGCCGGCUAUGCGCUCGGCCAUCAACCUGCUGCUGGCCACCCUGGCCUUCUCGGACAUCAUGCUUUCCCUCUGCUGCAUGCCCUUCACCGCCGUCACCCUCAUCACCGUGCGCUGGCACUUUGGGGACAACUUCUGCCGUCUCUCAGCCACGCUCUACUGGUUUUUCGUCCUGGAGGGCGUGGCCAUCCUGCUCAUCAUCAGCGUGGACCGUUUCCUCAUCAUCGUCCAGCGCCAGGACAAGCUGAACCCGCGCAGGGCCAAGGUGAUCAUCGCGGUCUCCUGGGUGCUGUCCUUCUGCAUCGCGGGGCCCUCGCUCACCGGCUGGACGUUGGUGGAGGUGCCGGCGCGGGCCCCACAGUGCGUGCUGGGCUACACGGAGCUCCCCGCCGACCGCGCCUACGUGGUCACCUUGGUGGUGGCCGUGUUUUUCGCGCCCUUCGGCGUCAUGCUGUGCGCCUACAUGUGCAUCCUCAACACCGUCCGCAAGAACGCCGUGCGCGUGCACAACCAGUCGGACAGCCUGGACCUGCGACAGCUCACCAGGGCGGGCCUGCGGCGCCUGCAGCGGCAGCAACAGGUCAGCGUGGACUUGAGCUUCAAGACCAAGGCCUUCACCACCAUCCUGAUCCUCUUCGUGGGCUUCUCCCUCUGCUGGCUGCCCCACUCCAUCUACAGCCUCCUCUCUGUGUUCAGCCAGCGCUUUUACUGCGGUUCCUCCUUCUAUGCCACCAGCACCUGCGUCCUGUGGCUCAGUUACCUCAAGUCCGUCUUCAACCCCAUCGUCUACUGCUGGAGAAUCAAAAAAUUCCGCGAGGCCUGCAUAGAGUUGCUGCCCCAGACCUUCCAAAUCCUCCCCAAAGUGCCUGAGCGGAUCCGAAGGAGAAUCCAGCCGAGCACAGUCUACGUGUGCAACGAAAACCAGUCUGCGGUUUAGGGGGGCUAGGGGGCCACAGAGAAGGGGCAGCUGAGCCCGGGUCCCAGGGCUGGCUGGUCUGUCCUGUUCUGUUCCCUGGCAUGUUGGUCAUAGUCUGCACUUUGUGGUGGCUAUUUAAGCACAAAGGUACUCAUUUGUAAUCAGAUGAGCUGCAGCGCCCAAAUUUCAAAUUUUGGCAAGACGAAUUAUUUUUGUUUCUCUUUGCAGAAGAGCCGAAUACAGGGCUGAUGGGGACUGCAAAGUCAUUAAGGCAAAAAUGGAGUGGGCUGGGGCGUGCAGAAGUUGGGCAGAAAGGGAGGAGGAGGGCAAAAGGGAGUGAAGCUGGUUGAGUGUGGGGCAGGAGGAUGGGUCAGUCACAAGAGCUUCAACCUGCCCUCUGAGCCCUCUCUGCACCUGCUCAAGAGAAACCCUGAGAAACUCCAGUAGGUGUGAGCUCCUGGGUGUUCACUCGUUUUGUUUGACAUCAGGGCUCUUCAGCUAUUGAUGUUUG
Molecule: messenger RNA, 2042 nt
Organism: Mandrillus leucophaeus (drill)
Lineage: Eukaryota; Metazoa; Chordata; Mammalia; Primates; Cercopithecidae
Gene: GPR45
Product: G protein-coupled receptor 45
Exons: 1
Coding region: 251-1552 (433 amino acids)
Biological process (GO): G protein-coupled receptor signaling pathway
Cellular component (GO): membrane
Molecular function (GO): G protein-coupled receptor activity
Source: RefSeq, a predicted model, not a curated record